Molecule: messenger RNA, 933 nt
Organism: Grammomys surdaster
Lineage: Eukaryota; Metazoa; Chordata; Mammalia; Rodentia; Muridae
Product: olfactory receptor 51A7-like
Exons: 2
Coding region: 1-933 (310 amino acids)
Biological process (GO): G protein-coupled receptor signaling pathway
Cellular component (GO): membrane
Molecular function (GO): G protein-coupled receptor activity; olfactory receptor activity
Source: RefSeq, a predicted model, not a curated record
AUGCAGCCGAAAAAGAAAAUAAAAAAAAGAUUCCUCCUUAUCGUAAUCCCUGGACUACAGAAGAGUCACAUCUGGGUGUCCAUUCCUUUCUCCUUUGUGUAUGUUCUCUCCUUCCUGGGAAACGUUAUAGUCCUCUUUUUUAUAAAGACAGAAGAAAGCCUCCACAAGCCCAUGUAUUUCUUCCUUUCCAUGCUCUCCAUCUCUGACCUGGGACUGUCCCUCUCUUCCUUACCCAUAACCUUGGGACUAUUCUUGCUUGGAACUCAUGAAAUUCAUGCAGCUGCAUGUUUUGCCCAGGAGUUUUUCAUCCACUUGUUCACAGUCACUGAAGCUUCUGUGCUGUCCUUAAUGGCAUUUGACCGAUAUGUGGCCAUUCACAGCCCUUUGAAAUACAGUACACUCCUAACCAGCUCCAAAGUUACCAAAAUCGGGGUUUCUCUGACUUCCAAGAAUGUUCUUUUAAUCCUUCCACUGCCCUUUCUCUUGCAAAGACUGAAGUACCGUCACCAAAACCUGCUCUCCCACUCCUACUGUCUCCAUCAGGAUGUCACGAAGCUGGCUUGUUCUGACAACAGAAUCAAUGUUGUCUAUGGGAUGUGUGCUGCACUUUCUACAAUAUUGGAUUUGGUAUUUAUUAUCUUUUCCUAUAUAAUGAUAUUAAAAACAGUUCUGGGGAUUGGAAGCCCCAGAGAGCAGUUCAAGGCUCUCAACACCUGUCUUUCUCACAUUUGCGCUGUGCUCAUCUUCUAUGUGCCCAUGCUAAGUGCAGCCAUGCUCCACUGCUUUGCCAAGAAUGUGUCUCCUCUAACCCACAUCAUCAUGGCUGAUGUUUUCCUCCUGGUACCACCCCUGAUGAAUCCCAUCGUAUAUUGCGUGAAAACCCGACAAAUCCGAGAAAAGGUUUUGAGGAAACUUUGUUCAAAAAGAAGCUGA